ACAAUAUGGCGGAAGUCCUCCAGCUGUUUUGUUGUAUACUAGCUGUAUACGGGGAUUUCGCGUAGUCUUCGUAACGAUAAAAGAUUAUUACAUUAAAUAGUUUUUUUUUUUUUUUCAAUUUGUUGUGAUGCUAAGAUUGCUUCUUGAAGUGUGAUUAUUAGCAAAUAUUGAUUGCUUUGAUAUACUUACGAAAUCUGUAGACAUAGACAACAAUAGGUAGAAGUGUGCAAAACACGUGUAGCGUUUUAUAAAUAUUCUGACAAAAUAUGCUCAUUCAAUUUCUUGUCCUUCAAUAUAGAAAUUUCCUGUAAUAUUGAUGGUGUCUUCAUUAUUACGAUACCCAAUUCUGUUCUGCUUAUUAGACUUGAUUUAGCCAAUAUCGAUACAAAUUAUAUUCAAUUGUAUUGAUAGAUUUUACGAAAAUGAAUUUCAAAUCAUACGAAGGAUUUUGUGACUUGUGUGUUAAUGUACCAAAUGGAGGUGUGGAUAGUUUAAAUGAUAUUUUAGUAAAGUUAUAUGAAAUGGGUUAUAGAACAGUGGCAUUGAACCAAACUGUAAAUGAUAGUGCCAUAGAAAGUGAUAAAAAAAAGAAGCAAAAGCUGGAAACAAAUGUGGUGCCGAAUCCAAUUGAUGUUUCAAAAUUAAAUGAGAAAUGGAAAGGAAAACUGUGUAUUCUUAACAGGAUAACAUUAAUUUGUUCAAGUGUUGAAAAAGCUCACGUAUUGACGCAACAUGCAAAUUUUAGAAAAUAUGAUAUAUUUGCUCUUGCUCCAACAAAGCAAGAUCUCUUAGAGAAAACUUGUGAACAAACAAAAGCAGAUCUUAUUACAUUAAGGCCAGAAAUUUCUGGCAUAAAAAUCAAUCGUAAAGUAUAUCGACAGGCAAUAGCAAGAGAUCUGUAUUUCGAGAUACAGUACGUAGAUCUUUUGAGACGAAGCACACGUGUAGCAGUUCUUCAUCAUUCUUAUCAAUUACAAAUGUGCCGAAUAAACAUGAAUAUAAUCAUGUCUAGUGGUGCAAGCAACAAAAAGUUAAUUAGGAAUCCUUAUGAUAUCAUAAAUCUUGGAUGUGCAUUAGGUUUGAGACGAGAUAUAGCAAAAGCAGUCAUAUUAAACGAGUGUCAACUGCUGCUUUUGAAAGCCAAAAAGCGAAUAGCCGGCAAAGCGGUGUUUACGGUAGAAAUUGCAGAAGAGCCAGAGGAAGAUGACGAAGAAGUGGAAAAGAAACGAAGAAAGAAUUAAUCUCUAACUACAAAUAAUUUGUCUUUUAUAUUUUAUGCUUAAUAAAUAAAAUUCUGUUUUAUAGUUUUUAUACAUGCCAAUAAUAUGUUAUUUUCAAAAAGUAAAUUUAUUAUAUUUUUGUAAAUAUACAUAGAUUUCUAAAUUUUUAUUUCUCUCAGAAAAUACUCUUGUUUCAGAAUUCUCUUAAAUUUAUCUGGUAGAGCCAUCUGUUAGCCUAUUCUGUACUUUUCUCGCAAUACACUGUAUGUGUAAGCCUCUGUUUAUAAUGAUAAAACAUUAUUAAAUUGUAACAUUCGUA
Messenger RNA from Solenopsis invicta (red fire ant), 1539 nucleotides. It is a transcript of the gene Rpp30, whose product is annotated as ribonuclease P protein subunit p30. Gene Ontology annotation, biological process: tRNA processing. Gene Ontology annotation, molecular function: RNA binding. The record is from RefSeq and is a predicted model, not a curated record. Gene Ontology annotation, cellular component: nucleolar ribonuclease P complex. The coding region runs from base 423 to 1241 and encodes 272 amino acids. The transcript has 7 exons. Lineage: Eukaryota; Metazoa; Arthropoda; Insecta; Hymenoptera; Formicidae.